CAGCGCAGUCCGAAAACAAAACCCUGCCGUCUCCCUCCUCCCCGGCGGCCUAUCUAGGGUUUCUUUGCCUCUCCGUUCCUCUCGCUCCACACGCGCUUCCUUCCAGAAGCUUCUAGAUACGUCCAGUCGGAGGAGGAGCUUCCGCCGCAGCAGCAGCCAUGGCGUCCACCAAGGUCCAGCGUAUCAUGACCCAGCCCAUCAAUCUCAUCUUCCGAUUCCUCCAGAGCAAAGCGCGCAUCCAGAUCUGGCUGUUCGAGCAGAAGGAUAUGCGGAUUGAGGGCCGUAUCAUCGUAAGUUCCUUCGCCGAUUUCUUGCCCAAAUUGGCAGAAUUUAGUCCUAUCAAUCCAUCUGCUUGCGUGCGAGUGUAUGUUAACAGUAAUGUAACUGCGUCUUGA
This is a messenger RNA of Lolium rigidum, 395 nucleotides long. Its product is annotated as small nuclear ribonucleoprotein E-like. Gene Ontology annotation, biological process: spliceosomal snRNP assembly; mRNA splicing, via spliceosome. The transcript is spliced from 3 exons. Bases 159 to 395 code for a protein of 78 amino acids. The record is from RefSeq and is a predicted model, not a curated record. Gene Ontology annotation, cellular component: U4 snRNP; precatalytic spliceosome; U1 snRNP. Lineage: Eukaryota; Viridiplantae; Streptophyta; Magnoliopsida; Poales; Poaceae.